UACACAAUUGACUAUAGUCGCGUCACAAGGAAGGAGUCAAAGUAAAACGACUAGUAGCUACGCCACUGUACAUUUAACACACGGGGAUAUAGUAGAGGAAUACGGUCGAGUUCGGGUACAGAUAGUAGAGCAAGUCAAGAUGGAUGCUCGGGAGCCGACGGAUUUCGGUAUGGAUUUUACCGCGUGAUUUGUGGGUAUGGGUUGUGCGUCUCGGUGAAACGAACAGUGGUGGGUUUUUUGGUGUAUAUCCUAGUAACGCGACGAGGUUGAUUUUACCGGUAUGGGGUUUUAGUGCCGGAGUGUGGACCAGUUAUGAGAAAAACAUCUGCCAGGGAAAUAUCGGCGGCCUUCUACAAUGGUGGAUAACAAUUGCAUUAUCGAGGGAAAUGUCAAAUUUCGCGACGGCAAGAAGUGGAAGUCAAGAUGGUGUGUCAUGAGAAAAUUGUCGCCGGUUGCAGAUUGUCUACACUUGCAGCUGUACGGCGAUAGUAAGGACAGAUACAAGCAGAGCCAGACCAAGGCGUCACUCAGCCUCCAGCACUUCCUGGGGGUCGAGAGUGGGUUCACCCUCGACAAGGAGUCGAAUACCAUUGCUAUAAUAUGUCAGGAUGUAACGGUGGUCCUGGCCUUUGACACGAGAGAGCGGCUGAUCCAGUGGCAGGUCAAGAUAUCGAGUAAUUUGGGUGAAGAUCAACAGUUUCUGAUUUUGAUCUCGACCGCACCGGCCAAGGCGAAGCUGUCUAAUGGUCCAGCCCAUCUUCACGUUCAGGACCGUCGAUUUUGCAUUACCGUUGGGGUACCGCCAAGACUCGUUGGGAUAUGGGACAUAGCUCAUCUACGUCGCUAUGGGGUGGUCGAGGGUAGAUUCUGCUUCGAGGGAGGUUCCCGUUGUGGCCGUGGAGAGGGUCUCCACGUUUUGAUAACGGACCAGGGCGAGGAGAUCGUGAAGACGUUACAGCUGGCAGCGGAGGGUAAACUGUCCACGAGGAAAAGGCCAGUCGGCAGGGAACAGUCAGUUCAGGAGAGUCCGCGCAGGCAGUUUUCACGGUCCGAGACCCGGGCCAGUGACUUCUUCCCGUCGGCAGUGUACACGAUGACGUCCUACGAGGAGCACUGCGAGAGCUGUAAGAACGAAAGUUCCCCGUACUGGUCCUCGUCGGAGAGCAGCAGACAACAGACAGAAAUCGAUGGGGACUACAGCUGCCGUGACACAGUCUCCGUAUCCGAGCUGACCGAUCAGCCUGGCGAAUGGCGCAGCUGUUCUCUGACCCUGCACAGUACUGCUGCACUGGAGAGAUGCGCCAGCUGCAUCAGUAAAUUGGGCACCAUAUCGAAAUCCUCGACCUCCGCCACGACCACCGGUGCCAGCACAAUAAGUAGCCCAGCGCCGCCCUUAAAUAAUCUUGGCUGUCACUUGCAACCGAGGGCCUUUGACAGGCUGUCUUUAUCCUCGUACAGCAGCAGUAGCCACGACAGCGACUAUUCCAGCUCGCAACAGGUCGAGUGUCACUGCGCACAGUCUAAGAAUCAGGGUGGACACAGACUGUCGCCUAGUCCGCUAGUGUCGCCACCUAGACCGCCAAAACCGUCCGUCUCUAUGAAGAAGGGUAAGAAGCCACCGAUGCCAUUGCCAAGCGAGCAGCUAUGCACGUGCCAGCGGAAGCAGUCAGUGACGCGUAACAGUUCAGCUUCCAACACGGGUCCAUAUGAGAAUUACGACGUACCCAAGAGCAUCCUGACUCAUCAUGUAUCUAUAGAGCAGGCUAACCAGCCUGAUCAAUACUACGAUACCCCAAAGAAGAUCAAAGAAUGUCUAGCACUGCCCAAGAGCUACCCCAAUUAUGAUACGCCUCACGUACCUCAGGCCGUGAUACUUCAGCAAUGCGGAUGCCCGGCAAAGCUUGCUCCUCAGUCUCCACGUUCAUCCGGUUGUCCGUGUCAUAACGUGAUGAGCUGGGCUGGUUUUGUUUUGCCUUAUUGCCGUCGUGGAGCUGGUAUCGAACCAACCGGGGUAACCGUUCAUCCUGUCAGACUCUCGGGAGAGGGCAAGAUGCCUGUGGUCAAUGCCAAUGGGGAAAUUGCCAUUUACGCUACUGCCAGUAAGACUAAGAAAAGUGAAAAUGGCGAAAGCACCAAGGAGAAUUGUGAAUGCGCUUCAGCCGGUGGCUCUGGGAACUAUGAGAACGUGGAUCCCGUGAUAGACACCCAGCCCGAAUCGAAGCAAGCCAACUAUGCUAAUCUGGACUUUACGCAGUCUCUGGAACAUUACGAGAACAGUAAGGACCUUCUGGCAAAGACCGGUAUUACUAGAGACGAGAUAGAGAAGCUUGCUGAACAGUUGAAAGACACUACAAUGGAUUCAACGAAUGAAGACGGCCUAAAGGUUUGCAAUAAGUGCGGUCAUGUAAAGGAUGCUGAGAAUGAUUACCUGGUAAUGGACCCAGAGAAACAGACGUCUACGCCAAAGAAACCGUUCCCUGGCUACUUACCAAUGCAACCAGCUCACAAUGCCUGCUCCAAGGAGAUACUGAAUAGGAUCUGUAGCGGGCUGAAGAGCUCCAGCAACCCGACCCUGUCAGGCUCCUCGUUAAACGAAGGAAAUAGAAAACGUUCGGAUUCCGAGUAUCGCGUGCCUGGCUCGGCGAUGCUGUCCAGUCCCUAUUUGAGACGUCUGUUCCUAGACAACGCGAGCGGCGAGUCCAAGAGGAACGUCGGGAUAUUAAUCAGGAAGAGAUCCUACUCCGCGGAGUCUGCUCAUUAUCUCGACGAUGAAAGCCCCACGUUCCCGUCAGCUAUGACCAUUCACAAAUGUUCCAGCGAGGCGGACAAAGCCACCCUAAUUAACAGGGAGCAGCGACGUACCUCGUGCAUGGAUUCCGAGCUUAAAAUAAAUCAGGACAGCGCCGAGACGUCCGUCGCCUCCUCGCAGCCAUCUUCCAUAAAGAUACGACGCUCCUCGUCGGUUCCAUCCAAGACCGGGCACAACAGGGACUCUUCGAGCAGCAAUGACUCCGGCGUAUCCACUGGGUCCCUCAGUCACAGAACAGCCGACCUGGUGGAUCUCGAGUUAUCAAUGGUAUCCAACGGAACAAGCACAAGGAAGCACAACGUCAUCUCCGUUUACCGGAAGAGCCCGCCACCUGUCUGCUAUCACAGCAGCCUACCACGUAAAUCAAAGUCCAGCGAUCCUCUGCGCGAGCUCAGCUUUCAAUUUCAGAAGAUCAAGAUACCUACAAAAUCAUCCUCCGCCGAAGCAGACAUACCCACGUGCUUGCCCAAGGUUGCAAAAGGAUUCAGCAGCCCUGGAGACACUUCCGGUGCGCCUUACAUCGACUCACGCAGUACCAGCAGUGGCACUUCCGACAUGUCCGAUUACAUUGAGACUCUGUCACUCUCCUCGCACUCUUCCUCCGACACACCGGACAGUCUCAGAUUCGGAGGCAGGACGGUCACCACGACUCUGCGUCCUCGUAGUGGCAAAGAGUAUUACAAAAUAGAUCGUAGUAUUCUGGUCGAGCAAGGUCGUACCAGCCUGACGACAACGGCAGGAAAUUACGCAAACAUUACACCUGUCCUUGAGAAGAGCGAAUCACCGUCGCCAGGUUACAUGAGCGGCUCGUCAUACGAGCAACCUCAGCCAAUCCGGGAACACUUUUUAUUUCCUGAGGUGAGUGAGGUCGACAAAAAGUUUCGUUCGACCAGCGAGGGUCUACCUAAAGAUAACGGUACACCCUCGAUCCAGCAAGCUUGAGUAUGAUAAUACGUUAUCUGGAAAGUAAGCGAAGAACCAGAAGUUCCUAGGAAUUCCAAACGCAACGGAUAAAGAGUAUUCAAUGGUAGAACCGAUAACUGGGGCUAUAAUGACUGCUUUCACUAUACUCGGACAUCUGACUUCAAUGAGUAUUAUUAUACAUACAUAUAUCAUGUACCAAACGUCAAAUCGCAGCUAUCCAAAGUACCAAGUGAACUGCUGUCAACUGAUAUUCUAUUGAACCUAUAAUUUUCUUUCUCACAGUUCACCUUUACGGUAUACGAGAAUUAAUUCCUAUGGAAGUCAGUAGCUUUUAAUGAACUUUAUUCUUUAUUCUUUUUAUAUUGAUUCUCCUCGUGUCUUCCUGCCUCGACGAUAGGCUCUGUCGGUACUUGUCGUCGAAACGGAUGAUCCUAGACGUUUGGCGAGAACUAGAGUUCCAGAGUAUAGUGAAAGCAACGUCAAUAAUCAAACACUUCCUACAACGAUUCAAACAAUUUCUAAAAUAUGCUCAAUAAAAGAAAUAUAAUAGUUGUAUAGUAAGAAAUCCUGCCCUAGAGUAAAGGAUAAUGACGUGUGCAUCGUAUACUUUUGACGAGUAUAUCGUUUUUCGAAUACCUUUUAUUUUUUACGAGUAUACUUUACAUAAGUAUAAGGGCUCUGGCACGGAGGCUUAAGCGAUUCAAUGCUACAUCGAAGGGCCUCUACUGCUUGUGCGAUUAAGCGGGUAAACGCUAUUAUCUGAUAUCUGCAUUCUAUUAAAUCGAGAUAAACGAAAAGAAUGAAAAAAUCUAAUUGUUCAGUUUGAAUAGUUAUCACAGGGUUUUGUACUUAAAUAAUUAAUUUCUAAGGACAUAAAGCAACAUCUCGUAUAUCGAUGGGUCCGCGUUUACUUUUCAAAUAUUUUUAUCGCUUUUUCCAUGAUAUUCGAUCGACUUCGAUAACGCGUAUAGCGAUACGUGGAUUUCAAGGAAAUCCAGUUUGAUAAGAAAAACUUUCAGGGGCAAGGAAACAAAAAAUGAAGGUUAAAAAAAAACACGGUACACUCGUGCGAAACACGAGACCGUUUUUAAGGAGUCGAACUCUUUGUCACAAAAAUUUUUCUAUACUUUACUGUAGACAAAGCAAUCGUACGAAGUCUCUUUUGUUGCGUCGUUGACAUUAGUUUACAAAAUGCCCGAAACAUAUUUCACCCGGAUACCCACGUCGAGAGACUGUGCGGAUUUUGAUGCAACGAAUGAAUUUUGAAAAGAAAAAGCACAGUAUCUCUAUUUUAUUGUUAUUAUUAUUUUUGUAACAUAAAAAGGUAUUUACUUAAAGCUCGCGGAGCUUUUUACACGCGAUUGCGACAAACGAUGCAGCGUGGCUGAUCGGGCCGUGUUCGAUUAAUUAACAGAGAUAUACUAUAAUGCCAAAAAUAUUUAUUUUACUUUGAAUGGUGCAGGGUCCUUCGUUCGAAUUAACUUGGGCGUCUUAGGCUAUAGGCACUCUCGCGGCGAGUGUCGUAGAUGAAAAUAAUUGUUCGUAAUAUCGAUCAAGCUAAUAUAUUGUCAUUUCGUUUUUAUGCUUUACAAUUUUAUCUCCUGUCCCUGACGUUCUCUUUGAGCGUGCGUGGGACAGUAAGGGGGCAAAAAAAGAGAAAAAAGAAAAAGAUCGUAAAAUAGUAUUCCUCAAUAAACGUGCACUUGACUAUCUGUUCUUUUAGUAUUACUAGUAGUAAAUUAGUAUAUCUUCUCGUUUAUCAUCGUGUAUCUUCGUUCGUGUUGGUUGAUCUACUUUUUCUUUCUCUUCAGCGUUAACGCGGAGUUUGUGCACGAGAGUGCGAGUGAGACGUGAACGACGGAGAGUGAGAGUGAGAGAGACAGAGCGAGAAAGAGGGAGGAAGCCAGUAAGAGAGACGGAUUGAUUGUGCAUACGUUGGCUAAAACGAGACGAGAAAGUCAUUUUAAUAGUGAUAUCGAGCGCAAUAAUAAUAAGCGGUGACGUAACGCCCUUCUAUAUAGUAUAAUUGUAAUCUUAAACAAUAGCACUGGACGAAGCCGACGAACGAGAGAAAAAUUGAUGAAAUAAUUGAAAGACAAAAAAUGUAUACUACUGUCACGUCUCGCGCACACGUGGCAUUACCUUGCUUACGCGCAUACGUUCGUUACGACGAUCAAUGAUCGAUACGGGCGCUAAUCAAAUCUAUAUCAAAAUACAAGGAUCACCCUAUAUGUCAAAUUUGUGACAAUAACGCACGUUUUGGAGUCAGUGAAAACAUAAAAAAUAUAUAUAUAGAAUUCA
This is a messenger RNA of Cephus cinctus (wheat stem sawfly), 6034 nucleotides long. RefSeq lists its product as uncharacterized. The coding region runs from base 356 to 3751 and encodes 1131 amino acids. The record is from RefSeq and is a predicted model, not a curated record. Lineage: Eukaryota; Metazoa; Arthropoda; Insecta; Hymenoptera; Cephidae. Gene Ontology annotation, biological process: positive regulation of protein tyrosine kinase activity; neuromuscular junction development. Gene Ontology annotation, molecular function: protein kinase binding. The transcript is spliced from 5 exons.